This is a messenger RNA of Myotis daubentonii (Daubenton's bat), 7165 nucleotides long. It is a transcript of the gene PCNX2, whose product is annotated as pecanex 2. Gene Ontology annotation, cellular component: membrane. The record is from RefSeq and is a predicted model, not a curated record. Lineage: Eukaryota; Metazoa; Chordata; Mammalia; Chiroptera; Vespertilionidae.
GGCGCUCACCUGCCCGGCGGCGGCGGCAGCAGCCGGCUCCGGCGCCGCAGUCCGCGCGUCGGGGCAGGAAGGCGGCUCGGGCUUCCGUGGUGGGGCGCGGGGAGGCGGAGGGGGCUGCGGAGAAGGCGGGGGCGCGGCCCGGCGACCCUGGUGUUAGAGCUGAGCGCGCCCUGGGCCUGCGAGCGGCGGGCCGCGGGGCCUCCACCCCCGGCAACAGGCAUGGGGUCCCAGGUGCUGCAGCUGCUCCGCCAGGGCGUGUGGGCCGCGCUCACCGGGGGCUGGUACCAUGACCCCGAGCACAGCAAGUUCACCAACAGCUGCCACCUGUACCUGUGGCUGUUCCUGCUGCUGCUGCCCCUGGCCCUGCACCUGGCCCUUCCUCCCAGCGCCGUCACGGCGUUUCUCUACUGCAGUUCAGUGACUAUAGUCUUCACAAUCAUCAAACUGGUCAGCUACCGCCUCCACCUCAUGUUCGACGAAGGAGAAGCAAUUCAGCGGAGACCCUCCGGAAAGAAAGACAAGUCCAGCAAACACAGAGAGACCCACAGCGAACACACGCCGAACCACAAAGCCCCGAGCAAUAACCAGCUGACCAGCAAUGGCAAGAAGGGAGAGGCCGACCGGAACUGCUGCACGCCCCCCCUGCGCUGCGGCUCCCAGGGGCAGAACUCCGGCUCUCACCGCUCCUCCGGGCUGCUGGAGCUGCCGGCACAGGAAACAGUGGAAGAUCUCAAAGGUGUCAUCCUGGCAGAAGACCAGCCUGUGGCACCCGUGGCACCCACCCCACCUGGCGUCAAAACGGACAGCUCCCCUCCUUCUAAAGCCCCCGUGCCAGAAGCCGGGACCCUGCCAGCCGUCCCAGCGAAGCCAGGCGUGGCAGGAAGAGCCGACAGAGGGAGGGGCGGAGGGGGCAGGGGGCAGCCCCCUCUCCGCCACCGGUCGGAGGGCGGCCUGGAGGAGAAGGUCUCCCUGAAGACGGGCGUUUCCUUCCAGCCGUGGGGGAGCGAGAAUUCGGUCCUGACUCCGGAGCCCGGGAAUGAUGCUCAGGGCUCGGCCAGGGGGCAGUUGGAGAGCCUGAGCCGCAGCUGGCCGCAGUGUCACGCCGUCAUCACCAACCCCAGGCACCCGCCGGGGGACGCUUCCCGGCAGGCGGACCCCACCCAGCAGGCGGACCCGCCCUCGAACCUGCAAGGGGACGUCUCCGAGGGAGAAGUGGCCGUGACUCUGAUUGACACCUCUGAGCCCGGAGACCCGCUGAGUCUGCACGAGCCCAUUAAGAUCGUCAUCACCAUGAGCAGCGCCCGGGGCUCCGUGACGGACCUGGAGAGCUCGCUCCACCUGCAGGGGGUCGGCCCCGGGAGGACCGGUCCCCCAGACGUGGAGCAGAGAGUCCCCGUCAUCACCCUGGAGCUGUCUGAGGACGGGGACCAGAGGGCGCCUGAGAGAUGGACGGUGGAGGCCCCCUCUGCCCAGCCCACCGGCUGGGAGUCCGGGGACCAGGGCAAUGCCACCGAGGCCCGCAGUCCUUCCCCGGGACGCCCCUGUGACUCGGCGCCCCCCGAGGGCGAGCGGGGCAGGGCCAGCCAGGCCAGCCUCGACCCCUCGUCGUGCAAGAGCAGCCAGGAGAAGCGACACGCCCGGGUGCUCAGCGUGGACAGCGGCACCGAGGUCUUCCUGAGCAGGAGCCCCGCCGAGGCUGGUCACGAGAAGGAGAGAGUGAUGCCCACGUCCAAGUCCGACCUGGAGGCGAAGGAGGGACAGACUCCCAACGAGUCCAACUUCCUGGAGUUUGUCUCCCUGUUGGAGUCCAUCAGCACCGCCAAGGUGGGCGCGCCCGGCCGGAGGCGUGGUCCCCCGGAGCCGGGCAAGGACGGCGGGCUUCCUGGAGAUAACGGCUCCCAGGAGAGGAAGAACGAAAUCCCGGAAAGUGGCCGCAGCGCCAAGCAUGGGAAACCGGACAUGCAGAAUCAAGAGCUCGCCAGCCCCAGCCCCGCGCGCACGGAGCCCGCCAAGGUCACGGCCCUUUUCCAGGGCAACCGGCAGAGACGGAUCAUCUACAGGGUCACGUCCCAGCAAGACAGCUCCGUCUUGCAAGUCAUCAGCGGGCCCGAGACGUCCGUGCAAGAGGAGAGCUCCGGGGACGCCAUGCACGUCUUCAUCGACGAGCACGGAGAAAUUAGAUCUUGCUAUUUAAAGUCUGGAAAUCAGAAAGAUGGCCCUGCCCCGCCCCAGCCACCAAGUCACGACGGUCUCUCUCCCGCCGGAGACGCUCCGGCCAGCUCCUCCAGCACCAGCUCCGGGAGCCCCGACCCUUCUUCGGGGGACGCCUCGGUGAGCCCGCUCCAGCAGCAGCUGCUGCUGAUGGUGGCGCAGAGGACCCAGCCGGACGCCCCCCGGCACCAGAGUCAGGACCUGGAAGCCUUGUCCUGCUCUUCGGCCCCAGGCAAGUUCAACCGCGAUCAGUUCUACAAGUUCCUCAUUUUCCCCGGCAAGUGGAUCAAGGUCUGGUACGACCGCCUGGCCCUGCUGGCGCUGCUGGACCGGACGGAGGACAUCAAGGAGAACGUGCUGGCGGUCUCACUCGUCGUCCUGGUGUCGCUGCUGGGCUUUGUGACGCUGAGCCGCGGCUUCUGCAAAGACCUGUGGGUGCUGCUCUUCUGCCUGGUGAUGGCCAGCUGCCAGUACUCCCUGCUCAAGAGCGUCCAGCCCGACCCCGCCUCGCCCAUCCACGGACACAACCAAAUCAUUGCAUACAGCAGACCAAUCUAUUUUUGUGUGCUGUGUGGCCUUCUUUUGCUUCUCGAUGCAGGGGCCAAAGCCAGGCACCCCCCCACCUACGUCGUGUAUGGCCUGAAGCUGUGCUCCCCGGGGUCACUCCAGUCCGCCAGGGACUUCCUCCUGGGGUUCUUGUAUUGCUUCCCGGCCAUGUCCCUCCUGGGCCUCUUCCCGCAGAUCAACACGUUCUGCGUUUACCUUUUGGAACAAAUCGACAUGCUGGUCUUCGGGGGUUCUGCUGUUUCUGGGAUGACGUCGGCCGUCUGCAGCGUGGCCCGGAGCGCCGCCGCCGCCACCGCGCUGCACGCGCUCUGCUUCAGCGCCGUGAAGGAGCCCUGGAGCGCCCAGCACAUCCCCGCGCUGUUCUCCGCCUUCUGCGGCCUCCUGGUCUCGCUGUCCUUCCACCUGAGCCGGCAGAGCAGCGACCCGUCCGUGCUCCUGUCCUUCGUUCAGCGCAGAUGGUUUCCUAAACGCUCCGGCCCGGACCCGGAGGAGCUGGCGGAGGACCCUCUCCCGGGGAAGAUGAGGGACUCGGUGAAGGACGUCCUGAAGUCGGACCUGGUCCUGUGCUCCGUGGCCGCGGUCCUGUCCUUCGCCGUGAGCGCCAGCACCGUCUUCCUGUCCCUGCGCCCCUUCCUCAGCCUCGUGCUGUUCGCCCUGGCCGGCGCCGUGGGCUUCGUGACCCACUACCUGCUCCCGCAGCUCCGCAAGCACCACCCGUGGAUGUGGCUCGCACACCCCGUGCUGAGGAGCAGGGAGUACCGGCAGCGGGAAGUGACGGACGCCGCCCACUUGAUGUGGUUCGAAAGGCUCUACGUGCGGCUGCAGUGUUUUGAAAAGUACGUCCUGUACCCAGCCAUCAUCCUGAACGCGGUCACCAUCGAUGCGUUCUCGAUCAGCAACUACCGGAGGCUCGGGACCCACUGGGACACCUUCCUGCUGAUCGCGGCGGGCAUGAAGCUGCUGCGCGCCUCCUUCUGCCACCCCGGCCGCCAGGUCGCGCCCCUGGGCUUCGCCGUCCUCUUCUUCCACUUCGACCGCCGGGGCCUGUCCGAGGGCUUCCUGCUGGACUUCUUCCUCGCGUCCAUCCUGUUCAGCAAGCUCGGGGACCUGCUCCAGAAGUUACAGUUCGUCAUGGCGUACGUGGCUCCUUGGCAGAUGGCUUGGGGCUCGUCGUUCCACGUGUUUGCGCAGCUCUUUGCAGUCCCCCACUCGGCCCUGCUCUUCUUCCAGACGUUGGCCACGUCCGUCUUCUCCACGCCGCUGAGCCCGUUCCUCGGGAGCGUCCUCUUCAUCACGUCGUACGUGCGGCCGGUGAAGUUCUGGGAGAAGAACUACAAUACCAGGCGCGUGGAUAACUCCAACACCAGGCUGGCCGUCCAGAUGGAGAGGGACCCAGCGAGUGAUGACAACAACCUCAACUCCAUCUUCUACGAGCACCUGACGCGGUCCCUCCAGGAGUCCCUCUGCGGAGACCUGAUCCUUGGGCGCUGGGGGAACUACAGCUCCGGCGACUGCUUUAUCCUGGCCUCCGACUACCUCAACGCUUUCGUCCACCUGAUCGAGGUCGGAAACGGCCUCGUCACCUUCCAGCUCCGAGGGCUGGAAUUCCGAGGAACCUACUGCCAGCAGAGGGAGGUGGAGGCCAUCAUGGAGGGCGACGAGGACGACCGGGGCUGCUGCUGCUGCCAGCCCGGCCACCUGCCCCACCUGCUGUCCUGCAACGCCGCCUUCCACCUGCGCUGGCUCACCUGGGAGGUCACGCGGACGCAGUACAUCCUGGAGGGCUACAGCGUCCUAGACAACAACGCGGCCACCAUGCUGCAGGUGUUUGACCUGCGCAGGAUCCUCAUCCGCUACUACGUCAAGAGUAUCAUCUACUACCUGGUCACGUCCCCCAAGCUCCUCUCCUGGAUCAAGAACGCGUCCCUCCUGACGGCGCUGCAGCCCUUUGCCAAGUGGCAUCACAUCGAGCGCGACCUCGCCGUGUUCAACAUCAACAUCGACGAGGACUACGUGCCGUGUCUGCAGGGCGUCACGCGGGCCAGCUACUGCAGCGUCUACCUCGAGUGGAUCCAGCACUGCGCGCGGAGGACACAGGAGGCCUCGCAGACCCUGGACAGCGACGAGGACUCCCCGCUGGUGACCCUGGCCUUCGCCCUCUGCAUCCUGGGGAGGAGAGCGCUGGGCACGGCCGCGCACAGCAUGGCUCUCAGCCUGGACUCCUUCCUGCACGGCCUCCACGCCCUCUUCAAGGGCGACUUCAGGGUCGCCGCCCGGGACGAGUGGGUGUUCGCCGACAUGGACCUGCUGCAGAAGGUGGUGGCCCCGGCCAUCAGGAUGGCCCUCAAGCUCCACCAGGACCAGUUCACCUGCCCCGACGAGUACGAGGACCCUGCGGUCCUCUUCGAGGCCAUCCGGUCCUUCGAGCGGACGGUGGUCAUCUGCCACGAGGGCGACCCGGCCUGGCGGGGCGCGGUGCUCGCCAACCGGGCGGAGCUGCUCACCCUGCGGCACGUGGUGGACGAGGGCGCCGACGAGUACAAGGUCAUCAUGCUGCACCGGAGCUUCCUCCGCUUCAAGGUGAUCAAGGUGAACAAGGAGUGCGUGCGGGGCCUGUGGGCCGGGCAGCAGCAGGAGCUCAUCUUCCUGCGCAACCGCAACCCGGAGCGCGGCAGCAUCCAGAACAACCGGCAGGUGCUGCGCAACCUCAUCUGCUCCUCCUGCGACCAGCCCCUGGGCUACCCCAUGUACGUCUCCCCGCUGACCACCUCCUACCUGGGCACCCACCGGCAGCUGAGGGGCCUCUGGUGCGGCCCCGUCACGCUGGACGGCCUCAGGGCCUGGUUCCGGACCAAGUGGCUCAGGAUGCGCAAGGACUGCCAUGCUGAGCAGCGUGCUGGCGGCAACAUUGAGGACGGGGACGGAGGGGGGGCCCCAUCUGCAGGCGGCAACAGCGCCCUGAGUGGGGGCAGCCAGGAGGGUGGCACGGAGCAGCCCAGAAAAGAGGGGACCCACCACUGGUCACCCCGGGAAGGGACACGGAGCACAGGCCGGAGGAAGGGCAGGAGCCAGUCUGUCCAGGCCCGCGGGGCGCUGAGCCCAAGGCCGCCCUUCCUGAGCUCGUCGGGCCCCAUCCUGGAGAGCCGCCCCGCCUUCCUCCCCACGUCCUCGUCGGCCCACGGCCUGGCCCCCCGGCUCGAGGGCAGCCGGCUCUCCCUGCGCUCCUCGGCCGCGUCCCUGCACUCGCAGCCGCCGCCCGCCACCACCGGCCACCUGGGUGUCCGCGAGCGGGCCGAGGCCCUGGUCCGAUCCAGCCUGGGCUCCUCCAGCAGCUCCACCCUCAGCUUCCUCUUCGGCAAGAGGAGCUUCUCCAGCGCCCUCGUCAUCUCGGGGCUCUCGGCCGCCGAGGGCGGCACCACCAGCGACACGCAGUCCUCCAGCAGCGUCAACCUGGCGCUCGGCCCCUCGGCCCGGGCCGCCGGCCAGGCCGCCAGGCACUUCUCCGAGCCGUGCGACCCCACUGAGGCCGCCGAGCAGGGGCAGCGUGGCGGGCGCCGGGCCGCGGGCCUCGGCGUGGUCUGCAGGAGGGCCAGCCAGGAGGACAUGGGCCUGGACGACACGGCCUCCCAGCACAGCGCCUCGGACGAGCAGUAGGGCCAGGAGGGGCCCCGCAGUGGGAGAGACCGAGUCCCCCACGGCUCCGCCUGCCUUCCUCUCCCUUCUGCUCCCCCCAAAACCAAAAGCAGCCAACAGUCAUCCACGUGGGCCCGCCCCGUGGACGAGUGAGAGCUGGUGUGGAAACUGACUUUAUCUCAGGUUCUUGAACAAUAUCUCACACGAUGGACAAAACCAGUGGACCAGGCCUCCCGCCCACUGCCCUACAGCAGGAAUGAGGCCCAAAAAUCUCCAGAAUUUGGAUUCAAACAAAAGCCCAGAGCCCAUCCGCCACUCCCGGCCCGACGGAAAUCCGACACCCGCAUGCUGACCAGCUGACCUUUGCACACUCCCGUCACCAACCAAGAGUAGCUAGUGGCCACCCCACCUCACCAGCCACGGGCCAGGCGCUGAGGUCACGUCCACGCACAGACACUCACUGCUCUGUAGCGUCCACGCCGAUGUUAGGUGCGUGUGAAUGGUGACGUGCAUGCAGCCAUGUCCACGGCCCCGUGUGACAGCCCACAUCCCCGCGUGAGAGCUGGACGUGCAGCCCGGGCGGACGGACAGCACCGGGGAGGGAGGCGGUGCCCCACUCGCCAGAGCGGCGUCCCAAAGCCGCCGGGCCGGGUCCUCGCGGGACACACGCUUGCUCCCCAGGCCAAGGAGUCCCCACCGGGUCCCGGGCCACCUGCACACGCCUGUAUUUUUGGAAUUAAAGGGUUUGUAGUUA